Molecule: messenger RNA, 1381 nt
Organism: Betta splendens (Siamese fighting fish)
Lineage: Eukaryota; Metazoa; Chordata; Actinopteri; Anabantiformes; Osphronemidae
Gene: isca1
Product: iron-sulfur cluster assembly 1
Exons: 4
Coding region: 68-457 (129 amino acids)
Biological process (GO): iron-sulfur cluster assembly
Cellular component (GO): mitochondrion; cytoplasm
Molecular function (GO): 2 iron, 2 sulfur cluster binding
Source: RefSeq, a predicted model, not a curated record
UGGAUUAGGGCGGUUUUAUUUUUGACACGCUUGCGCAGUCCAUUGUUGUCGUUUUAACUGUAGAAACAUGUCUGCCUCCUUGGUGCGAGCGACCGUCCGAGCGGUCAGCAAGCGCAAAAUACUGCCUACGAGAGCCGCACUUAUACUCACUCCAGCAGCUGUGACCAAGAUCAGAUUAUUGCUGCAGGACAAGCCGGAAUAUAUUGGUUUGAAAGUGGGAGUGAGAACACGUGGCUGUAAUGGACUGACAUACACACUGGACUACACCAAGGAUAAAGAUAAAUCUGAUGAGGAAGUGCAGCAGGAUGGUGUGAGGGUGUUCAUAGAGAAGAAGGCUCAACUCACCCUUCUGGGAACUGAGAUGGACUUUGUGGAGUCAAAGCUUUCCAGUGAAUUUGUUUUUAAUAAUCCCAACAUUAAGGGCACAUGUGGCUGUGGUGAAAGCUUCAACAUAUGAGGGUCACAGAGCCUCCCCGAUCCUGCUCUCAUCCCUGUCCCUUUUAUUAGGACUGAGAAAACUGAAUGUUGACGACGAAGUCUGCAAUGUUGACGAGUCUCAGUUUCUAGCACUGCUUCUUCCUCUGCUGGCAUACACACUCACACUCCCAAGCCCUAGUAUGCGCUGUUUAUUUAGAGGAGGAUUUUAAUACAAGAUGUGUAGUCGCAACAUUCUCAACACAAAUAUUUUAAGUUCAGAAACCUGUGAUGUUGACAGCUGCAUUUUAAAACUCUAGGUUAUCCAUCUAAAAGCUUAAGGACCUUUAAAACAGGGUGUUUUUUUAUAAUGAUGCUGGCCACCAUUUAAUGCAAUCCCACUUUAUUUUAAGCAGUUCAGUCAAAUCUUGCCGCGAUCAGUAUGCCAGAGGAAAUGGUACAGCAUGGCCCAAUAAUAUGCUGAUUUAACCUGUGAAUUGAUGAGGUCUUAGUUAGUAAAGUGUGAUUGAGUUGUUUGUUUUAAACUUUAAGACUAUCCUCCAAACUCCACAGACAUGAAGACCAUCAGCUGAUGAAGUCACUGUUAGACAGUGCACAUUGGGCAUUCUCUACCAUAGUAUGCAAACGUGGAACAGCAUGAGUGUCUUGAAACUGCUUGGUCAGCUUGUGAAAGCUGAAAAGCUGAAAUGUUUAUUUAUCUUUGUAAGUAAAUGUAAAGGAGGCAACUUUCUAUGUAGAGCAUCAUGAACGCACAAAAACCCAACUACGCACAAAACGUGUAUUCUUCACUUAAGAGUACAUGGUUGUUUCUUUUUUUUUUGUUUUUUUUUGCUUGAUCAAAUCCAGGACUUUGUAUAGAUUACAGUAUGUGCUCUUAUGAUUUGUAACCUGUGCAAUACAUAUGUGUACAUAUGAAAUAAUAAAUGGCUAAGUCCAGUAAACGUUA